This is a messenger RNA of Closterium sp. Naga37s-1, 24702 nucleotides long. The record is from the annotation of a GenBank genome assembly. NCBI's taxonomy places the organism in Eukaryota, Viridiplantae, Streptophyta, Zygnematophyceae, Desmidiales, Closteriaceae.
AUGAAGUGGGAACUGCAGGCAAGGGGGGACCAGGCAGCAUGGAGGUGGGGAAAGGAUGGUAGCCAGGGAGGGAAAGGAGGGCAAGAAGUGGGAGGAAGGAAGACAUGCAGCGAGGGGAAAGGAGACCAGACAGUGGGGGAAAAAGGUAACCAAGUGGUGGGGAAAGGAUACCAGACAGUGGGGGAAAAAGGUAACCAAGUGGUGGGGAAAGGAUACCAGACAGUGGGGGAAAAAGGUAACCAAGUGGUGGGGAAAGGAGACCAGACAGUGGGGGAAAAAGGUAACCAAGUGGUGGGGAAAGGAGACCAGACAGUGGGGGAAAAAGGUAACCAAGUGGUGGGGAAAGGAUACCAGACAGUGGGGGGAAAAGGUAACCAAGUGGUGGGGAAAGGAGACCAGACAGUGGGGGAAAAAGGUAACCAAGUGGUGGGGAAAGGAUACCAGACAGUGGGGGAAAAAGGUAACCAAGUGGUGGGGAAAGGAGACCAGACAGUGGGGGAAAAAGGUAACCAAGUGGUGGGGAAAGGAGACCAGACAGUGGGGAAAAAGACAGUGGGGGAAAAAGGUAACCAAGUGGUGGGGAAAGGAGACCAGACAGUGGGGGAAAAAGGUAACCAAGUGGUGGGGAAAGGAUACCAGACAGUGGGGGAAAAAGGUAACCAAGUGGUGGGGAAAGGAGACCAGACAGUGGGGGAAAAAGGUAACCAAGUGGUGGGGAAAGGAGACCAGACAGUGGGGGAAAAAGGUAACCAAGUGGUGGGGAAAGGAUACCAGACAGUGGGGGGAAAAGGUAACCAAGUGGUGGGGAAAGGAGACCAGACAGUGGGGGAAAAAGGUAACCAAGUGGUGGGGAAAGGAUACCAGACAGUGGGGGAAAAAGGUAACCAAGUGGUGGGGAAAGGAGACCAGACAGUGGGGGAAAAAGGUAACCAAGUGGUGGGGAAAGGAGACCAGACAGUGGGGGAAAAAGGUAACCAAGUGGUGGGGAAAGGAGACCAGACAGUGGGGGAAAAAGGUAACCAAGUGGUGGGGAAAGGAUACCAGACAGUGGGGGAAAAAGGUAACCAAGUGGUGGGGAAAGGAGACCAGACAGUGGGGGAAAAAGGUAACCAAGUGGUGGGGAAAGGAGACCAGACAGUGGGGGAAAAAGGUAACCAAGUGGUGGGGAAAGGAUACCAGACAGUGGGGGAAAAAGGUAACCAAGUGGUGGGGAAAGGAGACCAGACAGUGGGGGAAAAAGGUAACCAAGUGGUGGGGAAAGGAGACCAGACAGUGGGGGAAAAAGGUAACCAAGUGGUGGGGAAAGGAGACCAGACAGUGGGGGAAAAAGGUAACCAAGUGGUGGGGAAAGGAGACCAGACAGUGGGGGAAAAAGGUAACCAAGUGGUGGGGAAAGGAGACCAGACAGUGGGGGAAAAAGGUAACCAAGUGGUGGGGAAAGGAGACCAGACAGUGGGGGAAAAAGGUAACCAAGUGGUGGGGAAAGGAGACCAGACAGUGGGGGAAAAAGGUAACCAAGUGGUGGGGAAAGGAUACCAGACAGUGGGGGAAAAAGGUAACCAAGUGGUGGGGAAAGGAUACCAGACAGUGGGGGAAAAAGGUAACCAAGUGGUGGGGAAAGGAGACCAGACAGUGGGGGAAAAAGGUAACCAAGUGGUGGGGAAAGGAUACCAGACAGUGGGGGAAAAAGACAGUGGGGGAAAAGGUAACCAAGUGGUGGGGAAAGGAGACCAGACAGUGGGGGAAAAAGGUAACCAAGUGGUGGGGAAAGGAUACCAGACAGUGGGGGAAAAAGGUAACCAAGUGGUGGGGAAAGGAGACCAGACAGUGGGGGAAAAAGGUAACCAAGUGGUGGGGAAAGGAGACCAGACAGUGGGGGAAAAAGGUAACCAAGUGGUGGGGAAAGGAGACCAGACAGUGGGGGAAAAAGGUAACCAAGUGGUGGGGAAAGGAUACCAGACAGUGGGGGAAAAAGGUAACCAAGUGGUGGGGAAAGGAGACCAGACAGUGGGGGAAAAAGGUAACCAAGUGGUGGGGAAAGGAGACCAGACAGUGGGGGAAAAAGGUAACCAAGUGGUGGGGAAAGGAUACCAGACAGUGGGGGAAAAAGGUAACCAAGUGGUGGGGAAAGGAGACCAGACAGUGGGGGAAAAAGGUAACCAAGUGGUGGGGAAAGGAGACCAGACAGUGGGGGAAAAAGGUAACCAAGUGGUGGGGAAAGGAGACCAGACAGUGGGGGAAAAAGGUAACCAAGUGGUGGGGAAAGGAGACCAGACAGUGGGGGAAAAAGGUAACCAAGUGGUGGGGAAAGGAUACCAGACAGUGGGGGAAAAAGGUAACCAAGUGGUGGGGAAAGGAUACCAGACAGUGGGGGAAAAAGGUAACCAAGUGGUGGGGAAAGGAUACCAGACAGUGGGGGAAAAAGGUAACCAAGUGGUGGGGAAAGGAGACCAGACAGUGGGGGAAAAAGGUAACCAAGUGGUGGGGAAAGGAGACCAGACAGUGGGGGAAAAAGGUAACCAAGUGGUGGGGAAAGGAUACCAGACAGUGGGGGAAAAAGGUAACCAAGUGGUGGGGAAAGGAUACCAGACAGUGGGGGAAAAAGGUAACCAAGUGGUGGGGAAAGGAUACCAGACAGUGGGGGAAAAAGGUAACCAAGUGGUGGGGAAAGGAGACCAGACAGUGGGGGAAAAAGGUAACCAAGUGGUGGGGAAAGGAGACCAGACAGUGGGGGAAAAAGGUAACCAAGUGGUGGGGAAAGGAUACCAGACAGUGGGGGAAAAAGGUAACCAAGUGGUGGGGAAAGGAUACCAGACAGUGGGGGAAAAAGGUAACCAAGUGGUGGGGAAAGGAGACCAGACAGUGGGGGAAAAAGGUAACCAAGUGGUGGGGAAAGGAGACCAGACAGUGGGGGAAAAAGGUAACCAAGUGGUGGGGAAAGGAUACCAGACAGUGGGGGAAAAAGGUAACCAAGUGGUGGGGAAAGGAGACCAGACAGUGGGGGAAAAAGGUAACCAAGUGGUGGGGAAAGGAUACCAGACAGUGGGGGAAAAAGGUAACCAAGUGGUGGGGAAAGGAUACCAGACAGUGGGGGAAAAAGGUAACCAAGUGGUGGGGAAAGGAGACCAGACAGUGGGGGAAAAAGGUAACCAAGUGGUGGGGAAAGGAGACCAGACAGUGGGGGAAAAAGGUAACCAAGUGGUGGGGAAAGGAGACCAGACAGUGGGGGAAAAAGGUAACCAAGUGGUGGGGAAAGGAGACCAGACAGUGGGGGAAAAAGGUAACCAAGUGGUGGGGAAAGGAGACCAGACAGUGGGGGAAAAAGGUAACCAAGUGGUGGGGAAAGGAGACCAGACAGUGGGGGAAAAAGGUAACCAAGUGGUGGGGAAAGGAUACCAGACAGUGGGGGAAAAAGGUAACCAAGUGGUGGGGAAAGGAGACCAGACAGUGGGGGAAAAAGGUAACCAAGUGGUGGGGAAAGGAUACCAGACAGUGGGGGAAAAAGGUAACCAAGUGGUGGGGAAAGGAGACCAGACAGUGGGGGAAAAAGGUAACCAAGUGGUGGGGAAAGGAGACCAGACAGUGGGGGAAAAAGGUAACCAAGUGGUGGGGAAAGGAGACCAGACAGUGGGGGAAAAAGGUAACCAAGUGGUGGGGAAAGGAGACCAGACAGUGGGGGAAAAAGGUAACCAAGUGGUGGGGAAAGGAGACCAGACAGUGGGGGAAAAAGGUAACCAAGUGGUGGGGAAAGGAGACCAGACAGUGGGGGAAAAAGGUAACCAAGUGGUGGGGAAAGGAGACCAGACAGUGGGGGAAAAAGGUAACCAAGUGGUGGGGAAAGGAUACCAGACAGUGGGGGAAAAAGGUAACCAAGUGGUGGGGAAAGGAGACCAGACAGUGGGGGAAAAAGGUAACCAAGUGGUGGGGAAAGGAGACCAGACAGUGGGGGAAAAAGGUAACCAAGUGGUGGGGAAAGGAGACCAGACAGUGGGGGAAAAAGGUAACCAAGUGGUGGGGAAAGGAGACCAGACAGUGGGGGAAAAAGGUAACCAAGUGGUGGGGAAAGGAGACCAGACAGUGGGGGAAAAAGGUAACCAAGUGGUGGGGAAAGGAGACCAGACAGUGGGGGAAAAAGGUAACCAAGUGGUGGGGAAAGGAGACCAGACAGUGGGGGAAAAAGGUAACCAAGUGGUGGGGAAAGGAUACCAGACAGUGGGGGAAAAAGGUAACCAAGUGGUGGGGAAAGGAUACCAGACAGUGGGGGAAAAAGGUAACCAAGUGGUGGGGAAAGGAUACCAGACAGUGGGGGAAAAAGGUAACCAAGUGGUGGGGAAAGGAUACCAGACAGUGGGGGAAAAAGGUAACCAAGUGGUGGGGAAAGGAGACCAGACAGUGGGGGAAAAAGGUAACCAAGUGGUGGGGAAAGGAUACCAGACAGUGGGGGAAAAAGGUAACCAAGUGGUGGGGAAAGGAUACCAGACAGUGGGGGAAAAAGGUAACCAAGUGGUGGGGAAAGGAGACCAGACAGUGGGGGAAAAAGGUAACCAAGUGGUGGGGAAAGGAUACCAGACAGUGGGGGAAAAAGGUAACCAAGUGGUGGGGAAAGGAGACCAGACAGUGGGGGAAAAAGGUAACCAAGUGGUGGGGAAAGGAGACCAGACAGUGGGGGAAAAAGGUAACCAAGUGGUGGGGAAAGGAGACCAGACAGUGGGGGAAAAAGGUAACCAAGUGGUGGGGAAAGGAGACCAGACAGUGGGGGAAAAAGGUAACCAAGUGGUGGGGAAAGGAGACCAGACAGUGGGGGAAAAAGGUAACCAAGUGGUGGGGAAAGGAGACCAGACAGUGGGGGAAAAAGGUAACCAAGUGGUGGGGAAAGGAGACCAGACAGUGGGGGAAAAAGGUAACCAAGUGGUGGGGAAAGGAGACCAGACAGUGGGGGAAAAAGGUAACCAAGUGGUGGGGAAAGGAGACCAGACAGUGGGGGAAAAAGGUAACCAAGUGGUGGGGAAAGGAGACCAGACAGUGGGGGAAAAAGGUAACCAAGUGGUGGGGAAAGGAGACCAGACAGUGGGGGAAAAAGGUAACCAAGUGGUGGGGAAAGGAGACCAGACAGUGGGGGAAAAAGGUAACCAAGUGGUGGGGAAAGGAUACCAGACAGUGGGGGAAAAAGGUAACCAAGUGGUGGGGAAAGGAUACCAGACAGUGGGGGAAAAAGGUAACCAAGUGGUGGGGAAAGGAGACCAGACAGUGGGGGAAAAAGGUAACCAAGUGGUGGGGAAAGGAGACCAGACAGUGGGGGAAAAAGGUAACCAAGUGGUGGGGAAAGGAUACCAGACAGUGGGGGAAAAAGGUAACCAAGUGGUGGGGAAAGGAGACCAGACAGUGGGGGAAAAAGGUAACCAAGUGGUGGGGAAAGGAUACCAGACAGUGGGGGAAAAAGGUAACCAAGUGGUGGGGAAAGGAUACCAGACAGUGGGGGAAAAAGGUAACCAAGUGGUGGGGAAAGGAUACCAGACAGUGGGGGAAAAAGGUAACCAAGUGGUGGGGAAAGGAUACCAGACAGUGGGGGAAAAAGGUAACCAAGUGGUGGGGAAAGGAUACCAGACAGUGGGGGAAAAAGGUAACCAAGUGGUGGGGAAAGGAGACCAGACAGUGGGGGAAAAAGGUAACCAAGUGGUGGGGAAAGGAGACCAGACAGUGGGGGAAAAAGGUAACCAAGUGGUGGGGAAAGGAGACCAGACAGUGGGGGAAAAAGGUAACCAAGUGGUGGGGAAAGGAGACCAGACAGUGGGGGAAAAAGGUAACCAAGUGGUGGGGAAAGGAGACCAGACAGUGGGGGAAAAAGGUAACCAAGUGGUGGGGAAAGGAGACCAGACAGUGGGGGAAAAAGGUAACCAAGUGGUGGGGAAAGGAGACCAGACAGUGGGGGAAAAAGGUAACCAAGUGGUGGGGAAAGGAGACCAGACAGUGGGGGAAAAAGGUAACCAAGUGGUGGGGAAAGGAGACCAGACAGUGGGGGAAAAAGGUAACCAAGUGGUGGGGAAAGGAGACCAGACAGUGGGGGAAAAAGGUAACCAAGUGGUGGGGAAAGGAGACCAGACAGUGGGGGAAAAAGGUAACCAAGUGGUGGGGAAAGGAGACCAGACAGUGGGGGAAAAAGGUAACCAAGUGGUGGGGAAAGGAGACCAGACAGUGGGGGAAAAAGGUAACCAAGUGGUGGGGAAAGGAGACCAGACAGUGGGGGAAAAAGGUAACCAAGUGGUGGGGAAAGGAGACCAGACAGUGGGGGAAAAAGGUAACCAAGUGGUGGGGAAAGGAGACCAGACAGUGGGGGAAAAAGGUAACCAAGUGGUGGGGAAAGGAGACCAGACAGUGGGGGAAAAAGGUAACCAAGUGGUGGGGAAAGGAGACCAGACAGUGGGGGAAAAAGGUAACCAAGUGGUGGGGAAAGGAGACCAGACAGUGGGGGAAAAAGGUAACCAAGUGGUGGGGAAAGGAGACCAGACAGUGGGGGAAAAAGGUAACCAAGUGGUGGGGAAAGGAGACCAGACAGUGGGGGAAAAAGGUAACCAAGUGGUGGGGAAAGGAGACCAGACAGUGGGGGAAAAAGGUAACCAAGUGGUGGGGAAAGGAGACCAGACAGUGGGGGAAAAAGGUAACCAAGUGGUGGGGAAAGGAGACCAGACAGUGGGGGAAAAAGGUAACCAAGUGGUGGGGAAAGGAGACCAGACAGUGGGGGAAAAAGGUAACCAAGUGGUGGGGAAAGGAGACCAGACAGUGGGGGAAAAAGGUAACCAAGUGGUGGGGAAAGGAGACCAGACAGUGGGGGAAAAAGGUAACCAAGUGGUGGGGAAAGGAGACCAGACAGUGGGGGAAAAAGGUAACCAAGUGGUGGGGAAAGGAGACCAGACAGUGGGGGAAAAAGGUAACCAAGUGGUGGGGAAAGGAGACCAGACAGUGGGGGAAAAAGGUAACCAAGUGGUGGGGAAAGGAGACCAGACAGUGGGGGAAAAAGGUAACCAAGUGGUGGGGAAAGGAGACCAGACAGUGGGGGAAAAAGGUAACCAAGUGGUGGGGAAAGGAGACCAGACAGUGGGGGAAAAAGGUAACCAAGUGGUGGGGAAAGGAGACCAGACAGUGGGGGAAAAAGGUAACCAAGUGGUGGGGAAAGGAGACCAGACAGUGGGGGAAAAAGGUAACCAAGUGGUGGGGAAAGGAGACCAGACAGUGGGGGAAAAAGGUAACCAAGUGGUGGGGAAAGGAGACCAGACAGUGGGGGAAAAAGGUAACCAAGUGGUGGGGAAAGGAGACCAGACAGUGGGGGAAAAAGGUAACCAAGUGGUGGGGAAAGGAGACCAGACAGUGGGGGAAAAAGACAGUGGGGAAAAAGGUAACCAAGUGGUGGGGAAAGGAGACCAGACAGUGGGGGAAAAAGGUAACCAAGUGGUGGGGAAAGGAGACCAGACAGUGGGGGAAAAAGGUAACCAAGUGGUGGGGAAAGGAGACCAGACAGUGGGGGAAAAAGGUAACCAAGUGGUGGGGAAAGGAGACCAGACAGUGGGGGAAAAAGGUAACCAAGUGGUGGGGAAAGGAGACCAGACAGUGGGGGAAAAAGGUAACCAAGUGGUGGGGAAAGGAGACCAGACAGUGGGGGAAAAAGGUAACCAAGUGGUGGGGAAAGGAGACCAGACAGUGGGGGAAAAAGGUAACCAAGUGGUGGGGAAAGGAGACCAGACAGUGGGGGAAAAAGGUAACCAAGUGGUGGGGAAAGGAGACCAGACAGUGGGGGAAAAAGGUAACCAAGUGGUGGGGAAAGGAGACCAGACAGUGGGGGAAAAAGGUAACCAAGUGGUGGGGAAAGGAGACCAGACAGUGGGGGAAAAAGGUAACCAAGUGGUGGGGAAAGGAGACCAGACAGUGGGGGAAAAAGGUAACCAAGUGGUGGGGAAAGGAGACCAGACAGUGGGGGAAAAAGGUAACCAAGUGGUGGGGAAAGGAGACCAGACAGUGGGGGAAAAAGGUAACCAAGUGGUGGGGAAAGGAGACCAGACAGUGGGGGAAAAAGGUAACCAAGUGGUGGGGAAAGGAGACCAGACAGUGGGGGAAAAAGGUAACCAAGUGGUGGGGAAAGGAGACCAGACAGUGGGGGAAAAAGGUAACCAAGUGGUGGGGAAAGGAGACCAGACAGUGGGGGAAAAAGGUAACCAAGUGGUGGGGAAAGGAGACCAGACAGUGGGGGAAAAAGGUAACCAAGUGGUGGGGAAAGGAGACCAGACAGUGGGGGAAAAAGGUAACCAAGUGGUGGGGAAAGGAGACCAGACAGUGGGGGAAAAAGGUAACCAAGUGGUGGGGAAAGGAGACCAGACAGUGGGGGAAAAAGGUAACCAAGUGGUGGGGAAAGGAGACCAGACAGUGGGGGAAAAAGGUAACCAAGUGGUGGGGAAAGGAGACCAGACAGUGGGGGAAAAAGGUAACCAAGUGGUGGGGAAAGGAGACCAGACAGUGGGGGAAAAAGGUAACCAAGUGGUGGGGAAAGGAGACCAGACAGUGGGGGAAAAAGGUAACCAAGUGGUGGGGAAAGGAGACCAGACAGUGGGGGAAAAAGGUAACCAAGUGGUGGGGAAAGGAGACCAGACAGUGGGGGAAAAAGGUAACCAAGUGGUGGGGAAAGGAGACCAGACAGUGGGGGAAAAAGGUAACCAAGUGGUGGGGAAAGGAGACCAGACAGUGGGGGAAAAAGGUAACCAAGUGGUGGGGAAAGGAGACCAGACAGUGGGGGAAAAAGGUAACCAAGUGGUGGGGAAAGGAGACCAGACAGUGGGGGAAAAAGGUAACCAAGUGGUGGGGAAAGGAGACCAGACAGUGGGGGAAAAAGGUAACCAAGUGGUGGGGAAAGGAGACCAGACAGUGGGGGAAAAAGGUAACCAAGUGGUGGGGAAAGGAGACCAGACAGUGGGGGAAAAAGGUAACCAAGUGGUGGGGAAAGGAGACCAGACAGUGGGGGAAAAAGGUAACCAAGUGGUGGGGAAAGGAGACCAGACAGUGGGGGAAAAAGGUAACCAAGUGGUGGGGAAAGGAGACCAGACAGUGGGGGAAAAAGGUAACCAAGUGGUGGGGAAAGGAGACCAGACAGUGGGGGAAAAAGGUAACCAAGUGGUGGGGAAAGGAGACCAGACAGUGGGGGAAAAAGGUAACCAAGUGGUGGGGAAAGGAGACCAGACAGUGGGGGAAAAAGGUAACCAAGUGGUGGGGAAAGGAGACCAGACAGUGGGGGAAAAAGGUAACCAAGUGGUGGGGAAAGGAGACCAGACAGUGGGGGAAAAAGGUAACCAAGUGGUGGGGAAAGGAGACCAGACAGUGGGGGAAAAAGGUAACCAAGUGGUGGGGAAAGGAGACCAGACAGUGGGGGAAAAAGGUAACCAAGUGGUGGGGAAAGGAGACCAGACAGUGGGGGAAAAAGGUAACCAAGUGGUGGGGAAAGGAGACCAGACAGUGGGGGAAAAAGGUAACCAAGUGGUGGGGAAAGGAGACCAGACAGUGGGGGAAAAAGGUAACCAAGUGGUGGGGAAAGGAGACCAGACAGUGGGGGAAAAAGGUAACCAAGUGGUGGGGAAAGGAGACCAGACAGUGGGGGAAAAAGGUAACCAAGUGGUGGGGAAAGGAGACCAGACAGUGGGGGAAAAAGGUAACCAAGUGGUGGGGAAAGGAGACCAGACAGUGGGGGAAAAAGGUAACCAAGUGGUGGGGAAAGGAGACCAGACAGUGGGGGAAAAAGGUAACCAAGUGGUGGGGAAAGGAGACCAGACAGUGGGGGAAAAAGGUAACCAAGUGGUGGGGAAAGGAGACCAGACAGUGGGGGAAAAAGGUAACCAAGUGGUGGGGAAAGGAGACCAGACAGUGGGGGAAAAAGGUAACCAAGUGGUGGGGAAAGGAGACCAGACAGUGGGGGAAAAAGGUAACCAAGUGGUGGGGAAAGGAGACCAGACAGUGGGGGAAAAAGGUAACCAAGUGGUGGGGAAAGGAGACCAGACAGUGGGGGAAAAAGGUAACCAAGUGGUGGGGAAAGGAGACCAGACAGUGGGGGAAAAAGGUAACCAAGUGGUGGGGAAAGGAGACCAGACAGUGGGGGAAAAAGGUAACCAAGUGGUGGGGAAAGGAGACCAGACAGUGGGGGAAAAAGGUAACCAAGUGGUGGGGAAAGGAGACCAGACAGUGGGGGAAAAAGGUAACCAAGUGGUGGGGAAAGGAGACCAGACAGUGGGGGAAAAAGGUAACCAAGUGGUGGGGAAAGGAGACCAGACAGUGGGGGAAAAAGGUAACCAAGUGGUGGGGAAAGGAGACCAGACAGUGGGGGAAAAAGGUAACCAAGUGGUGGGGAAAGGAGACCAGACAGUGGGGAAAAAGACAGUGGGGGAAAAAGGUAACCAAGUGGUGGGGAAAGGAGACCAGACAGUGGGGGAAAAAGGUAACCAAGUGGUGGGGAAAGGAGACCAGACAGUGGGGGAAAAAGGUAACCAAGUGGUGGGGAAAGGAGACCAGACAGUGGGGGAAAAAGGUAACCAAGUGGUGGGGAAAGGAGACCAGACAGUGGGGGAAAAAGGUAACCAAGUGGUGGGGAAAGGAGACCAGACAGUGGGGGAAAAAGGUAACCAAGUGGUGGGGAAAGGAGACCAGACAGUGGGGGAAAAAGGUAACCAAGUGGUGGGGAAAGGAGACCAGACAGUGGGGGAAAAAGGUAACCAAGUGGUGGGGAAAGGAGACCAGACAGUGGGGGAAAAAGGUAACCAAGUGGUGGGGAAAGGAGACCAGACAGUGGGGGAAAAAGGUAACCAAGUGGUGGGGAAAGGAGACCAGACAGUGGGGGAAAAAGGUAACCAAGUGGUGGGGAAAGGAGACCAGACAGUGGGGGAAAAAGGUAACCAAGUGGUGGGGAAAGGAGACCAGACAGUGGGGGAAAAAGGUAACCAAGUGGUGGGGAAAGGAGACCAGACAGUGGGGGAAAAAGGUAACCAAGUGGUGGGGAAAGGAUACCAGACAGUGGGGGAAAAAGGUAACCAAGUGGUGGGGAAAGGAGACCAGACAGUGGGGGAAAAAGGUAACCAAGUGGUGGGGAAAGGAGACCAGACAGUGGGGGAAAAAGGUAACCAAGUGGUGGGGAAAGGAGACCAGACAGUGGGGGAAAAAGGUAACCAAGUGGUGGGGAAAGGAGACCAGACAGUGGGGGAAAAAGGUAACCAAGUGGUGGGGAAAGGAUACCAGACAGUGGGGGAAAAAGGUAACCAAGUGGUGGGGAAAGGAUACCAGACAGUGGGGGAAAAAGGUAACCAAGUGGUGGGGAAAGGAUACCAGACAGUGGGGGAAAAAGGUAACCAAGUGGUGGGGAAAGGAGACCAGACAGUGGGGGAAAAAGGUAACCAAGUGGUGGGGAAAGGAGACCAGACAGUGGGGGAAAAAGGUAACCAAGUGGUGGGGAAAGGAGACCAGACAGUGGGGGAAAAAGGUAACCAAGUGGUGGGGAAAGGAGACCAGACAGUGGGGGAAAAAGGUAACCAAGUGGUGGGGAAAGGAGACCAGACAGUGGGGGAAAAAGGUAACCAAGUGGUGGGGAAAGGAGACCAGACAGUGGGGGAAAAAGGUAACCAAGUGGUGGGGAAAGGAUACCAGACAGUGGGGGAAAAAGGUAACCAAGUGGUGGGGAAAGGAGACCAGACAGUGGGGGAAAAAGACAGUGGGGGAAAAGGUAACCAAGUGGUGGGGAAAGGAGACCAGACAGUGGGGGAAAAAGGUAACCAAGUGGUGGGGAAAGGAGACCAGACAGUGGGGGAAAAAGGUAACCAAGUGGUGGGGAAAGGAUACCAGACAGUGGGGGAAAAAGGUAACCAAGUGGUGGGGAAAGGAUACCAGACAGUGGGGGAAAAAGGUAACCAAGUGGUGGGGAAAGGAUACCAGACAGUGGGGGAAAAAGGUAACCAAGUGGUGGGGAAAGGAUACCAGACAGUGGGGGAAAAAGGUAACCAAGUGGUGGGGAAAGGAGACCAGACAGUGGGGGAAAAAGGUAACCAAGUGGUGGGGAAAGGAGACCAGACAGUGGGGGAAAAAGGUAACCAAGUGGUGGGGAAAGGAUACCAGACAGUGGGGGAAAAAGGUAACCAAGUGGUGGGGAAAGGAUACCAGACAGUGGGGGAAAAAGGUAACCAAGUGGUGGGGAAAGGAGACCAGACAGUGGGGGAAAAAGGUAACCAAGUGGUGGGGAAAGGAGACCAGACAGUGGGGGAAAAAGGUAACCAAGUGGUGGGGAAAGGAGACCAGACAGUGGGGGAAAAAGGUAACCAAGUGGUGGGGAAAGGAGACCAGACAGUGGGGGAAAAAGGUAACCAAGUGGUGGGGAAAGGAGACCAGACAGUGGGGGAAAAAGGUAACCAAGUGGUGGGGAAAGGAGACCAGACAGUGGGGGAAAAAGGUAACCAAGUGGUGGGGAAAGGAGACCAGACAGUGGGGGAAAAAGGUAACCAAGUGGUGGGGAAAGGAGACCAGACAGUGGGGGAAAAAGGUAACCAAGUGGUGGGGAAAGGAGACCAGACAGUGGGGGAAAAAGGUAACCAAGUGGUGGGGAAAGGAGACCAGACAGUGGGGGAAAAAGGUAACCAAGUGGUGGGGAAAGGAGACCAGACAGUGGGGGAAAAAGGUAACCAAGUGGUGGGGAAAGGAGACCAGACAGUGGGGGAAAAAGGUAACCAAGUGGUGGGGAAAGGAGACCAGACAGUGGGGGAAAAAGGUAACCAAGUGGUGGGGAAAGGAGACCAGACAGUGGGGGAAAAAGGUAACCAAGUGGUGGGGAAAGGAGACCAGACAGUGGGGGAAAAAGGUAACCAAGUGGUGGGGAAAGGAGACCAGACAGUGGGGGAAAAAGGUAACCAAGUGGUGGGGAAAGGAGACCAGACAGUGGGGGAAAAAGGUAACCAAGUGGUGGGGAAAGGAGACCAGACAGUGGGGGAAAAAGGUAACCAAGUGGUGGGGAAAGGAGACCAGACAGUGGGGGAAAAAGGUAACCAAGUGGUGGGGAAAGGAGACCAGACAGUGGGGGAAAAAGGUAACCAAGUGGUGGGGAAAGGAGACCAGACAGUGGGGGAAAAAGGUAACCAAGUGGUGGGGAAAGGAGACCAGACAGUGGGGGAAAAAGGUAACCAAGUGGUGGGGAAAGGAGACCAGACAGUGGGGGAAAAAGGUAACCAAGUGGUGGGGAAAGGAGACCAGACAGUGGGGGAAAAAGGUAACCAAGUGGUGGGGAAAGGAGACCAGACAGUGGGGGAAAAAGGUAACCAAGUGGUGGGGAAAGGAGACCAGACAGUGGGGGAAAAAGGUAACCAAGUGGUGGGGAAAGGAGACCAGACAGUGGGGGAAAAAGGUAACCAAGUGGUGGGGAAAGGAGACCAGACAGUGGGGGAAAAAGGUAACCAAGUGGUGGGGAAAGGAGACCAGACAGUGGGGGAAAAAGGUAACCAAGUGGUGGGGAAAGGAGACCAGACAGUGGGGGAAAAAGGUAACCAAGUGGUGGGGAAAGGAGACCAGACAGUGGGGGAAAAAGGUAACCAAGUGGUGGGGAAAGGAGACCAGACAGUGGGGGAAAAAGGUAACCAAGUGGUGGGGAAAGGAGACCAGACAGUGGGGGAAAAAGGUAACCAAGUGGUGGGGAAAGGAGACCAGACAGUGGGGGAAAAAGGUAACCAAGUGGUGGGGAAAGGAGACCAGACAGUGGGGGAAAAAGGUAACCAAGUGGUGGGGAAAGGAGACCAGACAGUGGGGGAAAAAGGUAACCAAGUGGUGGGGAAAGGAGACCAGACAGUGGGGGAAAAAGGUAACCAAGUGGUGGGGAAAGGAGACCAGACAGUGGGGGAAAAAGGUAACCAAGUGGUGGGGAAAGGAGACCAGACAGUGGGGGAAAAAGGUAACCAAGUGGUGGGGAAAGGAGACCAGACAGUGGGGGAAAAAGGUAACCAAGUGGUGGGGAAAGGAUACCAGACAGUGGGGGAAAAAGGUAACCAAGUGGUGGGGAAAGGAUACCAGACAGUGGGGGAAAAAGGUAACCAAGUGGUGGGGAAAGGAUACCAGACAGUGGGGGAAAAAGGUAACCAAGUGGUGGGGAAAGGAUACCAGACAGUGGGGGAAAAAGGUAACCAAGUGGUGGGGAAAGGAGACCAGACAGUGGGGGAAAAAGGUAACCAAGUGGUGGGGAAAGGAUACCAGACAGUGGGGGAAAAAGGUAACCAAGUGGUGGGGAAAGGAUACCAGACAGUGGGGGAAAAAGGUAACCAAGUGGUGGGGAAAGGAUACCAGACAGUGGGGGAAAAAGGUAACCAAGUGGUGGGGAAAGGAGACCAGACAGUGGGGGAAAAAGGUAACCAAGUGGUGGGGAAAGGAUACCAGACAGUGGGGGAAAAAGGUAACCAAGUGGUGGGGAAAGGAUACCAGACAGUGGGGGAAAAAGGUAACCAAGUGGUGGGGAAAGGAGACCAGACAGUGGGGGAAAAAGGUAACCAAGUGGUGGGGAAAGGAGACCAGACAGUGGGGGAAAAAGGUAACCAAGUGGUGGGGAAAGGAGACCAGACAGUGGGGGAAAAAGGUAACCAAGUGGUGGGGAAAGGAUACCAGACAGUGGGGGAAAAAGGUAACCAAGUGGUGGGGAAAGGAGACCAGACAGUGGGGGAAAAAGGUAACCAAGUGGUGGGGAAAGGAGACCAGACAGUGGGGGAAAAAGGUAACCAAGUGGUGGGGAAAGGAUACCAGACAGUGGGGGAAAAAGGUAACCAAGUGGUGGGGAAAGGAUACCAGACAGUGGGGGAAAAAGGUAACCAAGUGGUGGGGAAAGGAGACCAGACAGUGGGGGAAAAAGGUAACCAAGUGGUGGGGAAAGGAGACCAGACAGUGGGGGAAAAAGGUAACCAAGUGGUGGGGAAAGGAGACCAGACAGUGGGGGAAAAAGGUAACCAAGUGGUGGGGAAAGGAGACCAGACAGUGGGGGAAAAAGGUAACCAAGUGGUGGGGAAAGGAGACCAGACAGUGGGGGAAAAAGGUAACCAAGUGGUGGGGAAAGGAGACCAGACAGUGGGGGAAAAAGGUAACCAAGUGGUGGGGAAAGGAUACCAGACAGUGGGGGAAAAAGGUAACCAAGUGGUGGGGAAAGGAGACCAGACAGUGGGGGAAAAAGGUAACCAAGUGGUGGGGAAAGGAGACCAGACAGUGGGGGAAAAAGGUAACCAAGUGGUGGGGAAAGGAGACCAGACAGUGGGGGAAAAAGGUAACCAAGUGGUGGGGAAAGGAGACCAGACAGUGGGGGAAAAAGGUAACCAAGUGGUGGGGAAAGGAGACCAGACAGUGGGGGAAAAAGGUAACCAAGUGGUGGGGAAAGGAUACCAGACAGUGGGGGAAAAAGGUAACCAAGUGGUGGGGAAAGGAGACCAGACAGUGGGGGAAAAAGGUAACCAAGUGGUGGGGAAAGGAGACCAGACAGUGGGGGAAAAAGGUAACCAAGUGGUGGGGAAAGGAGACCAGACAGUGGGGGAAAAAGGUAACCAAGUGGUGGGGAAAGGAGACCAGACAGUGGGGGAAAAAGGUAACCAAGUGGUGGGGAAAGGAUACCAGACAGUGGGGGAAAAAGGUAACCAAGUGGUGGGGAAAGGAGACCAGACAGUGGGGGAAAAAGGUAACCAAGUGGUGGGGAAAGGAGACCAGACAGUGGGGGAAAAAGGUAACCAAGUGGUGGGGAAAGGAUACCAGACAGUGGGGGAAAAAGGUAACCAAGUGGUGGGGAAAGGAGACCAGACAGUGGGGGAAAAAGGUAACCAAGUGGUGGGGAAAGGAUACCAGACAGUGGGGGAAAAAGGUAACCAAGUGGUGGGGAAAGGAGACCAGACAGUGGGGGAAAAAGGUAACCAAGUGGUGGGGAAAGGAUACCAGACAGUGGGGGAAAAAGGUAACCAAGUGGUGGGGAAAGGAUACCAGACAGUGGGGGAAAAAGGUAACCAAGUGGUGGGGAAAGGAGACCAGACAGUGGGGGAAAAAGGUAACCAAGUGGUGGGGAAAGGAUACCAGACAGUGGGGGAAAAAGGUAACCAAGUGGUGGGGAAAGGAGACCAGACAGUGGGGGAAAAAGGUAACCAAGUGGUGGGGAAAGGAUACCAGACAGUGGGGGAAAAAGGUAACCAAGUGGUGGGGAAAGGAGACCAGACAGUGGGGGAAAAAGGUAACCAAGUGGUGGGGAAAGGAUACCAGACAGUGGGGGAAAAAGGUAACCAAGUGGUGGGGAAAGGAUACCAGACAGUGGGGGAAAAAGGUAACCAAGUGGUGGGGAAAGGAUACCAGACAGUGGGGGAAAAAGGUAACCAAGUGGUGGGGAAAGGAGACCAGACAGUGGGGGAAAAAGGUAACCAAGUGGUGGGGAAAGGAUACCAGACAGUGGGGGAAAAAGGUAACCAAGUGGUGGGGAAAGGAUACCAGACAGUGGGGGAAAAAGGUAACCAAGUGGUGGGGAAAGGAUACCAGACAGUGGGGGAAAAAGGUAACCAAGUGGUGGGGAAAGGAUACCAGACAGUGGGGGAAAAAGGUAACCAAGUGGUGGGGAAAGGAUACCAGACAGUGGGGGAAAAAGGUAACCAAGUGGUGGGGAAAGGAGACCAGACAGUGGGGGAAAAAGGUAACCAAGUGGUGGGGAAAGGAGACCAGACAGUGGGGGAAAAAGGUAACCAAGUGGUGGGGAAAGGAGACCAGACAGUGGGGGAAAAAGGUAACCAAGUGGUGGGGAAAGGAUACCAGACAGUGGGGGAAAAAGGUAACCAAGUGGUGGGGAAAGGAGACCAGACAGUGGGGGAAAAAGGUAACCAAGUGGUGGGGAAAGGAUACCAGACAGUGGGGGAAAAAGGUAACCAAGUGGUGGGGAAAGGAGACCAGACAGUGGGGGAAAAAGGUAACCAAGUGGUGGGGAAAGGAUACCAGACAGUGGGGGAAAAAGGUAACCAAGUGGUGGGGAAAGGAGACCAGACAGUGGGGGAAAAAGGUAACCAAGUGGUGGGGAAAGGAUACCAGACAGUGGGGGAAAAAGGUAACCAAGUGGUGGGGAAAGGAGACCAGACAGUGGGGGAAAAAGGUAACCAAGUGGUGGGGAAAGGAUACCAGACAGUGGGGGAAAAAGGUAACCAAGUGGUGGGGAAAGGAUACCAGACAGUGGGGGAAAAAGGUAACCAAGUGGUGGGGAAAGGAUACCAGACAGUGGGGGAAAAAGGUAACCAAGUGGUGGGGAAAGGAGACCAGACAGUGGGGGAAAAAGGUAACCAAGUGGUGGGGAAAGGAUACCAGACAGUGGGGGAAAAAGGUAACCAAGUGGUGGGGAAAGGAUACCAGACAGUGGGGGAAAAAGGUAACCAAGUGGUGGGGAAAGGAUACCAGACAGUGGGGGAAAAAGGUAACCAAGUGGUGGGGAAAGGAGACCAGACAGUGGGGGAAAAAGGUAACCAAGUGGUGGGGAAAGGAUACCAGACAGUGGGGGAAAAAGGUAACCAAGUGGUGGGGAAAGGAGACCAGACAGUGGGGGAAAAAGGUAACCAAGUGGUGGGGAAAGGAUACCAGACAGUGGGGGAAAAAGGUAACCAAGUGGUGGGGAAAGGAUACCAGACAGUGGGGGAAAAAGGUAACCAAGUGGUGGGGAAAGGAUACCAGACAGUGGGGGAAAAAGGUAACCAAGUGGUGGGGAAAGGAUACCAGACAGUGGGGGAAAAAGGUAACCAAGUGGUGGGGAAAGGAGACCAGACAGUGGGGGAAAAAGGUAACCAAGUGGUGGGGAAAGGAGACCAGACAGUGGGGGAAAAAGGUAACCAAGUGGUGGGGAAAGGAGACCAGACAGUGGGGGAAAAAGGUAACCAAGUGGUGGGGAAAGGAUACCAGACAGUGGGGGAAAAAGGUAACCAAGUGGUGGGGAAAGGAGACCAGACAGUGGGGGAAAAAGGUAACCAAGUGGUGGGGAAAGGAGACCAGACAGUGGGGGAAAAAGGUAACCAAGUGGUGGGGAAAGGAUACCAGACAGUGGGGGAAAAAGGUAACCAAGUGGUGGGGAAAGGAGACCAGACAGUGGGGGAAAAAGGUAACCAAGUGGUGGGGAAAGGAGACCAGACAGUGGGGGAAAAAGGUAACCAAGUGGUGGGGAAAGGAUACCAGACAGUGGGGGAAAAAGGUAACCAAGUGGUGGGGAAAGGAGACCAGACAGUGGGGGAAAAAGGUAACCAAGUGGUGGGGAAAGGAUACCAGACAGUGGGGGAAAAAGGUAACCAAGUGGUGGGGAAAGGAGACCAGACAGUGGGGGAAAAAGGUAACCAAGUGGUGGGGAAAGGAGACCAGACAGUGGGGGAAAAAGGUAACCAAGUGGUGGGGAAAGGAGACCAGACAGUGGGGGAAAAAGGUAACCAAGUGGUGGGGAAAGGAUACCAGACAGUGGGGGAAAAAGGUAACCAAGUGGUGGGGAAAGGAGACCAGACAGUGGGGGAAAAAGGUAACCAAGUGGUGGGGAAAGGAGACCAGACAGUGGGGGAAAAAGGUAACCAAGUGGUGGGGAAAGGAUACCAGACAGUGGGGGAAAAAGGUAACCAAGUGGUGGGGAAAGGAGACCAGACAGUGGGGGAAAAAGGUAACCAAGUGGUGGGGAAAGGAGACCAGACAGUGGGGGAAAAAGGUAACCAAGUGGUGGGGAAAGGAUACCAGACAGUGGGGGAAAAAGGUAACCAAGUGGUGGGGAAAGGAUACCAGACAGUGGGGGAAAAAGGUAACCAAGUGGUGGGGAAAGGAGACCAGACAGUGGGGGAAAAAGGUAACCAAGUGGUGGGGAAAGGAUACCAGACAGUGGGGGAAAAAGGUAACCAAGUGGUGGGGAAAGGAUACCAGACAGUGGGGGAAAAAGGUAACCAAGUGGUGGGGAAAGGAGACCAGACAGUGGGGGAAAAAGGUAACCAAGUGGUGGGGAAAGGAUACCAGACAGUGGGGGAAAAAGGUAACCAAGUGGUGGGGAAAGGAGACCAGACAGUGGGGGAAAAAGGUAACCAAGUGGUGGGGAAAGGAGACCAGACAGUGGGGGAAAAAGGUAACCAAGUGGUGGGGAAAGGAGACCAGACAGUGGGGGAAAAAGGUAACCAAGUGGUGGGGAAAGGAGACCAGACAGUGGGGGAAAAAGGUAACCAAGUGGUGGGGAAAGGAGACCAGACAGUGGGGGAAAAAGGUAACCAAGUGGUGGGGAAAGGAUACCAGACAGUGGGGGAAAAAGGUAACCAAGUGGUGGGGAAAGGAUACCAGACAGUGGGGGAAAAAGGUAACCAAGUGGUGGGGAAAGGAGACCAGACAGUGGGGGAAAAAGGUAACCAAGUGGUGGGGAAAGGAUACCAGACAGUGGGGGAAAAAGGUAACCAAGUGGUGGGGAAAGGAUACCAGACAGUGGGGGAAAAAGGUAACCAAGUGGUGGGGAAAGGAUACCAGACAGUGGGGGAAAAAGGUAACCAAGUGGUGGGGAAAGGAGACCAGACAGUGGGGGAAAAAGGUAACCAAGUGGUGGGGAAAGGAGACCAGACAGUGGGGGAAAAAGGUAACCAAGUGGUGGGGAAAGGAUACCAGACAGUGGGGGAAAAAGGUAACCAAGUGGUGGGGAAAGGAUACCAGACAGUGGGGGAAAAAGGUAACCAAGUGGUGGGGAAAGGAGACCAGACAGUGGGGGAAAAAGGUAACCAAGUGGUGGGGAAAGGAUACCAGACAGUGGGGGAAAAAGGUAACCAAGUGGUGGGGAAAGGAGACCAGACAGUGGGGGAAAAAGGUAACCAAGUGGUGGGGAAAGGAGACCAGACAGUGGGGGAAAAAGGUAACCAAGUGGUGGGGAAAGGAGACCAGACAGUGGGGGAAAAAGGUAACCAAGUGGUGGGGAAAGGAGACCAGACAGUGGGGGAAAAAGGUAACCAAGUGGUGGGGAAAGGAUACCAGACAGUGGGGGAAAAAGGUAACCAAGUGGUGGGGAAAGGAGACCAGACAGUGGGGGAAAAAGGUAACCAAGUGGUGGGGAAAGGAUACCAGACAGUGGGGGAAAAAGGUAACCAAGUGGUGGGGAAAGGAUACCAGACAGUGGGGGAAAAAGGUAACCAAGUGGUGGGGAAAGGAUACCAGACAGUGGGGGAAAAAGGUAACCAAGUGGUGGGGAAAGGAGACCAGACAGUGGGGGAAAAAGGUAACCAAGUGGUGGGGAAAGGAUACCAGACAGUGGGGGAAAAAGGUAACCAAGUGGUGGGGAAAGGAGACCAGACAGUGGGGGAAAAAGGUAACCAAGUGGUGGGGAAAGGAGACCAGACAGUGGGGGAAAAAGGUAACCAAGUGGUGGGGAAAGGAGACCAGACAGUGGGGGAAAAAGGUAACCAAGUGGUGGGGAAAGGAGACCAGACAGUGGGGGAAAAAGGUAACCAAGUGGUGGGGAAAGGAGACCAGACAGUGGGGGAAAAAGGUAACCAAGUGGUGGGGAAAGGAGACCAGACAGUGGGGGAAAAAGGUAACCAAGUGGUGGGGAAAGGAGACCAGACAGUGGGGGAAAAAGGUAACCAAGUGGUGGGGAAAGGAGACCAGACAGUGGGGGAAAAAGGUAACCAAGUGGUGGGGAAAGGAGACCAGACAGUGGGGGAAAAAGGUAACCAAGUGGUGGGGAAAGGAGACCAGACAGUGGGGGAAAAAGGUAACCAAGUGGUGGGGAAAGGAGACCAGACAGUGGGGGAAAAAGGUAACCAAGUGGUGGGGAAAGGAUACCAGACAGUGGGGGAAAAAGGUAACCAAGUGGUGGGGAAAGGAUACCAGACAGUGGGGGAAAAAGGUAACCAAGUGGUGGGGAAAGGAUACCAGACAGUGGGGGAAAAAGGUAACCAAGUGGUGGGGAAAGGAGACCAGACAGUGGGGGAAAAAGGUAACCAAGUGGUGGGGAAAGGAUACCAGACAGUGGGGGAAAAAGGUAACCAAGUGGUGGGGAAAGGAGACCAGACAGUGGGGGAAAAAGGUAACCAAGUGGUGGGGAAAGGAUACCAGACAGUGGGGGAAAAAGGUAACCAAGUGGUGGGGAAAGGAUACCAGACAGUGGGGGAAAAAGGUAACCAAGUGGUGGGGAAAGGAGACCAGACAGUGGGGGAAAAAGGUAACCAAGUGGUGGGGAAAGGAUACCAGACAGUGGGGGAAAAAGGUAACCAAGUGGUGGGGAAAGGAUACCAGACAGUGGGGGAAAAAGGUAACCAAGUGGUGGGGAAAGGAGACCAGACAGUGGGGGAAAAAGGUAACCAAGUGGUGGGGAAAGGAUACCAGACAGUGGGGGAAAAAGGUAACCAAGUGGUGGGGAAAGGAUACCAGACAGUGGGGGAAAAAGGUAACCAAGUGGUGGGGAAAGGAGACCAGACAGUGGGGGAAAAAGGUAACCAAGUGGUGGGGAAAGGAGACCAGACAGUGGGGGAAAAAGGUAACCAAGUGGUGGGGAAAGGAGACCAGACAGUGGGGGAAAAAGGUAACCAAGUGGUGGGGAAAGGAUACCAGACAGUGGGGGAAAAAGGUAACCAAGUGGUGGGGAAAGGAUACCAGACAGUGGGGGAAAAAGGUAACCAAGUGGUGGGGAAAGGAUACCAGACAGUGGGGGAAAAAGGUAACCAAGUGGUGGGGAAAGGAGACCAGACAGUGGGGGAAAAAGGUAACCAAGUGGUGGGGAAAGGAGACCAGACAGUGGGGGAAAAAGGUAACCAAGUGGUGGGGAAAGGAGACCAGACAGUGGGGGAAAAAGGUAACCAAGUGGUGGGGAAAGGAUACCAGACAGUGGGGGAAAAAGGUAACCAAGUGGUGGGGAAAGGAUACCAGACAGUGGGGGAAAAAGGUAACCAAGUGGUGGGGAAAGGAGACCAGACAGUGGGGGAAAAAGGUAACCAAGUGGUGGGGAAAGGAGACCAGACAGUGGGGGAAAAAGGUAACCAAGUGGUGGGGAAAGGAUACCAGACAGUGGGGGAAAAAGGUAACCAAGUGGUGGGGAAAGGAUACCAGACAGUGGGGGAAAAAGGUAACCAAGUGGUGGGGAAAGGAUACCAGACAGUGGGGGAAAAAGGUAACCAAGUGGUGGGGAAAGGAGACCAGACAGUGGGGGAAAAAGGUAACCAAGUGGUGGGGAAAGGAGACCAGACAGUGGGGGAAAAAGGUAACCAAGUGGUGGGGAAAGGAGACCAGACAGUGGGGGAAAAAGGUAACCAAGUGGUGGGGAAAGGAUACCAGACAGUGGGGGAAAAAGGUAACCAAGUGGUGGGGAAAGGAUACCAGACAGUGGGGGAAAAAGGUAACCAAGUGGUGGGGAAAGGAUACCAGACAGUGGGGGAAAAAGGUAACCAAGUGGUGGGGAAAGGAGACCAGACAGUGGGGGAAAAAGGUAACCAAGUGGUGGGGAAAGGAGACCAGACAGUGGGGGAAAAAGGUAACCAAGUGGUGGGGAAAGGAGACCAGACAGUGGGGGAAAAAGGUAACCAAGUGGUGGGGAAAGGAGACCAGACAGUGGGGGAAAAAGGUAACCAAGUGGUGGGGAAAGGAUACCAGACAGUGGGGGAAAAAGGUAACCAAGUGGUGGGGAAAGGAGACCAGACAGUGGGGGAAAAAGGUAACCAAGUGGUGGGGAAAGGAUACCAGACAGUGGGGGAAAAAGGUAACCAAGUGGUGGGGAAAGGAUACCAGACAGUGGGGGAAAAAGGUAACCAAGUGGUGGGGAAAGGAGACCAGACAGUGGGGGAAAAAGGUAACCAAGUGGUGGGGAAAGGAGACCAGACAGUGGGGGAAAAAGGUAACCAAGUGGUGGGGAAAGGAUACCAGACAGUGGGGGAAAAAGGUAACCAAGUGGUGGGGAAAGGAGACCAGACAGUGGGGGAAAAAGGUAACCAAGUGGUGGGGAAAGGAUACCAGACAGUGGGGGAAAAAGGUAACCAAGUGGUGGGGAAAGGAUACCAGACAGUGGGGGAAAAAGGUAACCAAGUGGUGGGGAAAGGAUACCAGACAGUGGGGGAAAAAGGUAACCAAGUGGUGGGGAAAGGAUACCAGACAGUGGGGGAAAAAGGUAACCAAGUGGUGGGGAAAGGAUACCAGACAGUGGGGGAAAAAGGUAACCAAGUGGUGGGGAAAGGAUACCAGACAGUGGGGGAAAAAGGUAACCAAGUGGUGGGGAAAGGAUACCAGACAGUGGGGGAAAAAGGUAACCAAGUGGUGGGGAAAGGAUACCAGACAGUGGGGGAAAAAGGUAACCAAGUGGUGGGGAAAGGAUACCAGACAGUGGGGGAAAAAGGUAACCAAGUGGUGGGGAAAGGAUACCAGACAGUGGGGGAAAAAGGUAACCAAGUGGUGGGGAAAGGAGACCAGACAGUGGGGGAAAAAGGUAACCAAGUGGUGGGGAAAGGAUACCAGACAGUGGGGGAAAAAGGUAACCAAGUGGUGGGGAAAGGAGACCAGACAGUGGGGGAAAAAGGUAACCAAGUGGUGGGGAAAGGAUACCAGACAGUGGGGGAAAAAGGUAACCAAGUGGUGGGGAAAGGAUACCAGACAGUGGGGGAAAAAGGUAACCAAGUGGUGGGGAAAGGAUACCAGACAGUGGGGGAAAAAGGUAACCAAGUGGUGGGGAAAGGAUACCAGACAGUGGGGGAAAAAGGUAACCAAGUGGUGGGGAAAGGAUACCAGACAGUGGGGGAAAAAGGUAACCAAGUGGUGGGGAAAGGAUACCAGACAGUGGGGGAAAAAGGUAACCAAGUGGUGGGGAAAGGAGACCAGACAGUGGGGGAAAAAGGUAACCAAGUGGUGGGGAAAGGAUACCAGACAGUGGGGGAAAAAGGUAACCAAGUGGUGGGGAAAGGAUACCAGACAGUGGGGGAAAAAGGUAACCAAGUGGUGGGGAAAGGAUACCAGACAGUGGGGGAAAAAGGUAACCAAGUGGUGGGGAAAGGAUACCAGACAGUGGGGGAAAAAGGUAACCAAGUGGUGGGGAAAGGAUACCAGACAGUGGGGGAAAAAGGUAACCAAGUGGUGGGGAAAGGAUACCAGACAGUGGGGGAAAAAGGUAACCAAGUGGUGGGGAAAGGAGACCAGACAGUGGGGGAAAAAGGUAACCAAGUGGUGGGGAAAGGAUACCAGACAGUGGGGGAAAAAGGUAACCAAGUGGUGGGGAAAGGAUACCAGACAGUGGGGGAAAAAGGUAACCAAGUGGUGGGGAAAGGAUACCAGACAGUGGGGGAAAAAGGUAACCAAGUGGUGGGGAAAGGAGACCAGACAGUGGGGGAAAAAGGUAACCAAGUGGUGGGGAAAGGAGACCAGACAGUGGGGGAAAAAGGUAACCAAGUGGUGGGGAAAGGAUACCAGACAGUGGGGGAAAAAGGUAACCAAGUGGUGGGGAAAGGAGACCAGACAGUGGGGGAAAAAGGUAACCAAGUGGUGGGGAAAGGAGACCAGACAGUGGGGGAAAAAGGUAACCAAGUGGUGGGGAAAGGAGACCAGACAGUGGGGGAAAAAGGUAACCAAGUGGUGGGGAAAGGAUACCAGACAGUGGGGGAAAAAGGUAACCAAGUGGUGGGGAAAGGAUACCAGACAGUGGGGAAAAAGGUAACCAAGUGGUGGGGAAAGGAUACCAGACAGUGGGGGAAAAGGUAA